Molecule: messenger RNA, 1742 nt
Organism: Xenia sp. Carnegie-2017
Lineage: Eukaryota; Metazoa; Cnidaria; Anthozoa; Malacalcyonacea; Xeniidae
Product: TBC1 domain family member 5-like
Exons: 7
Coding region: 104-1084 (326 amino acids)
Source: RefSeq, a predicted model, not a curated record
UUGUAUUAACAAUGAAUUACCAACUCACUUUACUGACGCUUUUGUGUUUGAAAUCUUUUUUAUAGUGUUAUCAUCGGAUCAUUUUGGAUGCAUUACUAUAUUGAUGAAAACACCAUAUUGUAGAAAAGAUGCUAAAUUAGUAGUGUUAGAAGCAAAGCAUAUGAGAGAUACCAGACUUGAUCCUAAAAGAAAAAUGGAUUAUCUGGCAAAAGAACAACUAAAGUCAUCUGUCGCUCCUGAGUUUCCCAACCAAGAUGCUUUUCAUUCAAGAAUAACGAAUGGAUUACAGGCUGUUUUGCGAGGCACCAGACAAAUUCCAUCAAAGAGAGGACCGGAAAUCAAUGAUACAUACAAUGCUGAAAACAGAUUGGAAAAUAAAUCCUCUGGUAAUGAAAAAAAGAAACCAGUUGAAAUGAAGGAGAACAACAAGUCAUCCCCGUCAUCCCACAUGUUCCCCAGUGAUCCUGAUGAUGAAGAUUUAUUUAUGAUGUCACCAAGAUCCAACAGAACAUCUGCCAGUACGGCGUUUUUAUCAAAACUAUCAUCGAAAGUUCGUCAUCCAAGUCGAACUGAUAUCACUGCUUUACAGCAAGACCAUGAACGUCUUCAAGAUCAAGUCUCUCAUUUCAAAGCGGAAGUAGAUAAACUUCAGUCAAUAUCGAUCUAUUGUGGUUCUAAAAUGGACACCUACAUAAAUCAUCUACAAGAACAAAUAACUCAAGAUGAGAAAUGUAUGGAUGUUGUAUACUUGUCCUUGGCUGGUCUAAAACAGGUUCGUGACAUCUUGAAAGGAACUUUAACUUUUCAUGGCUCAACAAUCGAACAGGAUUCCGAAUUCAGUCACAUCGACACGGCUAUUACAUCUCUUACACCCAACACAAAAACCUCAAGUGAUAAUAAGCUACCGAACUCGUUACCAGUUCCUCUACUUGCGGACUACGGGCAUUUUCAAAAGCAGAAGGAAGAAUUUAUCCUAAUCGAAUCUAGUGAAGGGCAAAACGAUGACUGUGGUGCAAAUGAAAGGACGUCUGAUAACUUUAAACCUGAGAACGUCGAUGAUAUUUCUUCUGACCUUAUUGAUUAACCAAAUCACUUUCACAGAGAUUCAUCGAUGCCAAUUGUUACCAAUACUUUUGGCGAUUAUGGCUCAACAUAAGGCUUGCGUGAUGUAGUCCUGUAAAAAACAUCUGUAAUUUACUCUCUUCGCUUUCCAAACUUAGUAUAUUUUGCAUGCUUUCUGAUUUUCUGCACAACAAAAGCUUGUUCUCCAACAAACAAAUAUAUCUUGUGGCAAGCGAUCUUGCCUUUUUACUCUUGUUCCCGCUAAACAACAAUCAGUCGCACAGGCAUUCUCCCAUUCCAAUCUUUCAUCGCCAUUAGCUUUUUCACCUGUGCGUAUGUCUUCUUGUACUGCAAUUUAUGUUGCUUUUUUCUAAUGAUUUUCCUUGGUAUUUGGAGGGAAAGGGAUUCUGGCGAUGGAGAGUUAUAUUACCAAGGAUAUAAAGUAGCACUCUUACAUCUUAAAAGUAACCUGGAAGUACUACAUCUCUAUGCCAAUUUGAAUACAGUUGAUUUGAAUAGUAUUGAUUCGAGUACUAGUCAUGUUGGAUAUUAAAACAUUAUUUUGUAUAGACUAUCGGCCACUCAAUGGGAAUUAAUAAUAUUCAAAAAUAGAAUCGUUUCGUUCUUUUUAUUUUCUUGUAUUGUACUUAUCAUAAUACGAAAAAACUUUUUCGAUAUAA